GAAAGGAGAUCCAAAUCGAUUUUGCCAGCCCAGGACUGCUGCUCCAAGUGCUGGUCUCGCCGUUCAGUUAGUCAGGUGUAGGCAGUGGUUCAAAGUGGAAGUCCUUGGGAAAAGUGGCCGUUUCGCGAUUUAGGGUGUUCCGCAGUACUGAAAGAAAGAAAAUUGCUUUGUGGAAAAAGAUGGGAGGAAAAUGUUACAAGGCCUAGAUAUUUGAUUGAAGUGUGUGGUUUCCAUGAAGAAAUAGGAAGCUGGUUGCAGAUCAAAAUUUUCGGAAAAUGCGUUGACCAAAUUUUAAAGCUAUUGAAAAUGUGAGAAAAUCAGCAGUGCAAGAUAUCAAAUUAAAAAAAAAAUAACAGCAAAAAUACGAAAUAAGUGUAAAAACCCCGAAUGGGAAAGUGCAAAAUUUUCCACCGUAUAAUUUGAACCACUCGAGAAGAAGCUGAGCUGAACGCAGAAGGAAGAAAGGAAGGACCUCAUCGUCGUUGUCGUCAUUGGACGGCCGUCGGAGGUGCAGGAUUUUCCACACCUUUUGUCAGGGUGGAAACUGAGCAAAGUGCGGGAGCAAGAAGCAGCAGCAGCAGCACGCAGAAGAGUGAAAAAAAAAAACAGCCACCAGCCCAGAGAGGAAAAUCGGGAAAAAUUACCUCCAGAAUCAAGCGUAAUAUCUUCAGAAUGGCCCCAGGCCAUUACUUCUGGGCAAUAUUCUAUUUUGCCUGUCUGUGCAGUGCGUCACUAGCCAACAACGCCAAGGUAAACUUCCGCGAGAAGGAGAAGAAAAUCCUCGAUCAGAUCCUAGGCGCUGGUAAAUAUGACGCCCGAAUCCGUCCCUCGGGCAUCAACGGCACAGAUGAUAAGGCUACACAAGUGUUCGUCAACAUGUUCCUUAGAUCGAUAUCGAAAAUCGACGAUUACAAAAUGGAAUACAGCGUACAGCUAACAUUCCGAGAGCAGUGGCUGGACGAGAGGCUCAAGUUCGACGACAUCGGAGGCCGCCUCAAGUACCUGACCCUGACCGAGGCCAACCGCGUCUGGAUGCCGGAUUUGUUCUUCUCGAAUGAGAAGGAAGGCCACUUCCACAACAUCAUCAUGCCGAACGUGUACAUCCGGAUUUUCCCGUACGGUUCGGUCCUGUACAGCAUACGAAUCUCGCUGACGUUGGCCUGCCCGAUGAACCUGAAGCUGUACCCUCUGGAUAGGCAGGUGUGCUCGCUCCGGAUGGCUAGCUAUGGCUGGACAACCGCUGAUCUGGUAUUCCUUUGGAAGGAAGGUGACCCGGUACAGGUGGUGAAGAACUUACACCUACCACGCUUCACACUGGAGAAAUUCUUAACCGAUUACUGUAACAGUAAGACCAACACCGGUAAGUACUACUCUUGGCCUUGGAGGUAUUUGCCAAAGUCUAACGUCCUUCUCCCCAUUUUAGGUGAAUACAGUUGCUUGAAGGUGGACCUCCUCUUCAAGCGAGAGUUCUCGUACUACUUGAUCCAGAUCUACAUUCCCUGCUGCAUGUUGGUCAUCGUCUCGUGGGUGUCCUUCUGGCUGGAUCAGGGCGCCGUACCAGCCCGUGUAUCCCUCGGAGUCACCACGCUGCUCACAAUGGCAACCCAGACUUCAGGUAUCAACGCCUCGCUACCGCCGGUGUCCUACACCAAGGCCAUCGAUGUGUGGACCGGUGUCUGCCUCACGUUCGUAUUCGGAGCCCUGCUAGAGUUCGCUCUGGUCAAUUACGCGUCCCGUUCAGCGGACAGGGCUGCGGACAUUCAACGGGAGAAUAUGAAGAAGAAACGACGCGAAAUGGAACAGGUCAGCCUAGACGCUGCGUCCGAUCUACUGGACACCGAUAGCAACGCCACCUUCGCAAUGAAACCCCUGGUACGUCACCCGGGCGAUCCCAUGGCAAUGGAAAAGCUAAGGCAAUGCGAAGUGCACAUGCAAGCCCCCAAGAGGCCCAACUGCUGCCGAACCUGGUGGUCCAGGUUCCCCACAAGACAAUGUUCCCGCUCGAAGCGCAUCGACGUCAUCUCCCGGAUAACGUUCCCGCUGGUGUUUGCCCUGUUCAAUCUGGUCUACUGGAGCACCUAUCUCUUCCGCGAAGAGGAGGAAGAUUAGAUCGCAUUCGAACGCCAACGCCAUCAUCAUCAGCAGCAGCAGAAGCAGCUAGGGGUCCCUGAGAGGGGCUCCGCUAGAAAGCCGUACUGGAAUGCCACACACCAGCAUCACAGCAUUACUUCUAUAUGGUUAUUGAGAAUUACAUUACUAUGAAUAAUAUGAGGAAAAAACAAGAAGAAUAUAGUGAUAGAGCGUGGAUAGAAGAGCGCGAACGCCCUCAUUUGGUGAGGGUAUUACGUAGGGAAGGAAAGUUAGUAUAUAGAUACGGAUACAAGCAAAAUGAGAGAAGUUUUUAAAAUCCAUUACGAACAGAACUAGCAAAUCAAGUAAAACAAACAGUUAUAGAACCCACACGUGAAAAUACUGCUCAAACAGAUACUAAAUCUACAGAUAUACUCCAAUCAAUGCAAGAGAAAUCGGCACCCUACGAGUUUUAAAGAAGCCCAAAUCAACAGCCAGAUAAGUCAAGUCCUCAGAGGCACAUUUUGUCGAUCUUUUACAUUUCUGCCAACUAAGGCAGAAGGUCAGAAGAAUUUUAUCACCCCAUACUCUCUCACAGACACACACUAACUUCCAAGCUGGUAUUCGUUUAACCAACAUUGAACAAAAGAAAAUCACAAAAGAGCCUAACAAUAGUCUAUACACAUAAACAGUAGGGUGGUUCAAGAUUGAAGUUUGUCAGAAGACUUGGAGGAUCAGGCUCCAAAUGGUGGUCAAGGUUUUUACAAACCAACUUCUGUGUGAGGGAAACUCUAAGAAAUAACGCUUAGAGGUAGCUCGUUAAGAGUU
Messenger RNA from Aedes aegypti (yellow fever mosquito), 2898 nucleotides. RefSeq names its product glutamate-gated chloride channel (gene GluClalpha). Bases 673 to 2109 code for a protein of 478 amino acids. Gene Ontology annotation, cellular component: membrane; synapse; neuron projection. Lineage: Eukaryota; Metazoa; Arthropoda; Insecta; Diptera; Culicidae. Gene Ontology annotation, molecular function: extracellular ligand-gated monoatomic ion channel activity; chloride channel activity; transmembrane signaling receptor activity. The record is from RefSeq and is a predicted model, not a curated record. Gene Ontology annotation, biological process: regulation of membrane potential; chloride transmembrane transport; signal transduction. The transcript is spliced from 11 exons.